This is a messenger RNA of Crotalus tigris (Tiger rattlesnake), 4675 nucleotides long. RefSeq names its product renin binding protein (gene RENBP). The record is from RefSeq and is a predicted model, not a curated record. Gene Ontology annotation, molecular function: peptidase inhibitor activity; N-acylglucosamine 2-epimerase activity. The transcript is spliced from 10 exons. Gene Ontology annotation, biological process: N-acetylglucosamine metabolic process; carbohydrate metabolic process; N-acetylmannosamine metabolic process. The coding region runs from base 896 to 2113 and encodes 405 amino acids. NCBI's taxonomy places the organism in Eukaryota, Metazoa, Chordata, Lepidosauria, Squamata, Viperidae.
UUUUGUUGUUUUUUUUUUUUCCAGAUGAAUACGAUACAUUGUUUUUCUGCGCAGCUCAAGCCCACAGCGGAACACAGCUGCGUAAAGAUUCAGGAAGGCAAGAAGGGAGGGAGGCAGGGCGAUCUCUGCGCAGAUACUAUCCACAAAUCUACUCCCGGUUCUCGACCAUCUUUGUUGUUUUCACUAUUUAAUUUAAAUUAAUUAAUUAAUUAAUUACAUUUAUUUAUUUAUUUAUUUCACUAUCUUAAUUUAAAUUUAAUUUCACUAUCUUUAAUUUUAAAUCGCCGCCGGUUGUCAUCAUUACUAAAUCAUUCGAAGUGGAAAACGCCUUGUUGAUUUACACACAAGGAAUCCCGGCGAUAAAUCGGUGGAAGAAAGCUUAAUUGCCCGCCCCUGCCUUAAAUAAAUCGCUGCUUCUGUGAUUAGUCUGUAUGCCCAGAGUUGGGUAAUUAGUUGCCCAACUAAUUCGGAUUCCCGAAGUGCUUUAAAAUGCUAUACGCAAAGAAUCCACUAACAGUGCUGUAGAUUUUAGAAGGGAAAGUUUUAUAUACAUCAGCGGGCCCGGGAAUUAAAGGUGAAAGAUAGCGGUUAUCUUGUUGUAUUUUUUUUGUUAUUAUUCUGCUAGGCUCGGGAGCAAUUCACAGCAAUUUUAGGGUUAAAAAAGAUUCUAGGGGAAAAAAAAUCUCCAAAACAACUCUUCCCCCACUCCUUCGGACUAGGAUCAGGUGACUCAGACAAAUCAUAUGAUCAGCGACUCACUAAUUGGUUAGAUUUAAAAAAAAAAAAAAGCACGGGUCGCAUACGAGAAUGUGCUGAUGGCUGGAUUUGCUUCAUCAGCGGCAACAAUAGUUAGAUCUCUGGAUUUCUCAGAGCUCAAUUAGACUAAGUAGCAGAAAUGGAUUGGCAGAAGACGCUGCACAGCUGGCAGGAACGGAUCUCUGAAGAACUGGACUCGGUGGUGGAUUUUUGGCUACGGCACUCCCAUGAUAAGGAAUAUGGAGGGUUCUUUACAUGUCUGGACCAGACUGGAAAGGUUUAUGAUGAUCUGAAGUAUGUAUGGCUACAAGGUCGACAGGUAUGGCUGUAUAGUCGGUUGUAUCGAAAAGUACCAAGAUUCCAGCGUCCAGAACUCCUACAGGCAGCAAAAGCAGGAGGGGAAUUCCUGCUGAGACAUGCACGAGUGGCUCCACCUUCCCAGAAAUGUGCCUUUGUCCUGACCCGUGAUGGCCGGCCUGUGAAAAUCCAGCGUACCAUUUUUAGCGAGUGUUUCUAUGUUCUUGGGUUGGAUGAGCUUGGUCGAGCUACAGGGGAAUCUCAUUACCAGAGGGAGGCCCUUGCAAUGAUGGAAGCCAUCGUGCACUGGGUGAGAGAGGAUCCCUCUGAAUUGGGUCGUCCUCAGCUGGCAGGUGCUCUCCCACAUGAUUCUAUGGCUAUUCCCAUGAUGCUCCUCAACUUGGUGGAUCAGCUGUCAGAAGGAGAUGGGGAGACUGCAAGCCGCUUCAAGGAAUUGGACAACUGGUCUGCUCAAAGAAUACUCGGUCACCUUCAGAGGAAUGGUGCUGCAGUUUUGGAGAAUGUUUCUGAAGAUGGCAAGGAAUUGCCAGGGUGUUUGGGAAGACAGCAGAAUCCUGGUCAUGCAAUUGAAGCUGGCUGGUUCUUGCUCCGUUGUGCCAUGCGCCAGCUCAACCCAGGCCUCCAGUCUCAGGCAGUAGACAAAUUCAUGAAACAGCCAUUCCAUUCAGGCUGGGAUCCUGAACAUGGGGGACUCUUUGCCUUCCAAGAUGUUGAUGGUUUCUGCCCCACUCAGCUAGAGUGGAGAAUGAAACUUUGGUGGCCACACACAGAGGCCAUGGUUGCAUUUCUGAUGGGUUUUGCUGAAACUCAAGACCAAGAGCUUCUGGAGCUAUUUCACCAGGUGGCCAAUUACACCUUUGCUAAGUUCCGUGAUCCGGUAGCAGGAGAAUGGUUUGGGUAUCUGAGCCAGGAAGGCAAGGUGGCUCUCACAAUCAAAGGAGGGCCAUUUAAAGGUUGUUUCCAUGUCCCUCGUGCUCUUUAUAUGUGUGAAGAAAUUCUGAAAUCUUUGAUGGAGACAAAAUCUGCCAUUCAGAAAUGAAAUUUUCUUUUGACUUUUGCAAAAUGCUGUGUUUUCUGCAUCUUCUGCCCCCAAAAGAGUCUAAUUAUAAAAAUGAUCCUUUCUGAUCAUUUUGAAACUCCCCCCCUCCCCCGCCAAGCUACACACUUUUCAUUUUAGAAACCAAAUAUUUGGGAUUUUUUUUUUUUUUGGCUUUUAGGUAUUUUAGGAAAAAGGAAGUCCUGAUCAUUUCUCACUUCCGAUUCAAAAAGUUGAUUAUUUUUUUUUACCUGUAAUCUAAAUAGAUUUAGCAACACCAUUAUGGUGCUACAGAACCACAUUUAUAGACAGCUUAAAAGAAUAGAUAGAUGAUUAAACAUUGUAACAAUUAUUUGGAUUUUCUAUUGUGGUGGGAAGAUAUUUUUAAUCUCUUCUUUCUCUCCCUGAUCAUGAAUUACUUGCUGGUCAUUGCCAAACCUGUGCCUUUUCAUCUAUAUCUGUGCAAUAAAGACACAAAACGUCCUCAAAAACAAAUAUCCCACUUUUAUUUUAGCGUGCUUAGUGUGGCAUAAAUACCUCGACUUAACAAUAAUUUGGACCGGAACUUUCACUGCUAAGCAUGGUGUUAUUAAAUGAGUUAUACCUGAUUUUAUGUCUCUUUUUGUAAGUCACUUUUUCCAGCACUGUCAUAUUUUUUAACAGUUGUUAAAUGAGUGGCUGUAAAUUGAGGAUUAUUUAUACAUACCAUAAUGCUUCUUCCUUAACCACACUGUUAGGUAGAUUUGGCUGAGAGGACUCACCAGCUAGCUAAAGGAAGAUUAGAAUUCACUAUUUCCCAGUUCUAGUCCAGCACCUUAACCACUGCACCUUUUUUUAUAUGAAACAUUUUUUAAAAAAAGAAAAUAAAUCAGCAUUUUGAUUCACUGGCUUCCAACUUUCAUUCUGAGGUAAUUUAGAAUGGUAUUCUAAAAUGAAUGACUUUCUACAUCCAGAAGAAGCUCCUUGCAGUAAAGCAAAAGAGAGUAAGCCUGCGUACUAGGUUUUGUAGUGCCCCUGAGACUGAAAUAGCGGGAAUUCAGUGCUGUGAUAGAAGAAAUGUCUGGUGGAAUUUUUACAGUAGGUUUGAUUAGGGUUUGUUCCUCCUCCAGUAAAGCCCACAAUGAUAACUGAAUUUGUAGCCAGUCUUAAGAUAAUAGAUCUGAGGCAGCUGACAUCAGAAAGCAUGUUAACUAUCUACAUUCGGAAUUAAUACAAUAAUUUUCAAUUUCUUCAUAUACCUAAUUUACUAAUCUGCCAAAUUUGCCGGUUUGUAACUUUCUUAUCCAAUGCAGUUCUUCCUCUUUUAGGUAGGACACAGAUUUCCUUUAAGGAACACUUACUAGCAUUUUUAAAACCUACUUAUUGGAUAUGCAAAAAGUGGCUUCCUCCUGUAUCACUUCCAAACUGAGCACUGCAAGUCUUUCAGAGCUACCUUUAGCCUCCACACCAAUGUUUAAAAAGUUGUAGGUAAAUUCUUUUAAUUUGACGUUAGGGAUCAUCUUGUUUGUCUCCUUUGAAUCUUUGCUUUGUGUGUUUGUGUGUGUGUGUGUGUGUACCCAUGUAUCCAACUUUUUUUUUUCCUUCUGCCAACUGGGUCUGAUUCUCAAAGAAUCAGCAAUUUUCUUGGCAAGGUUUUUCAGAAGUGGUUUGCACUUGCUUCCUAGAGCUGAGAGGGAAUGACUGGCUCAAGAUCAUCCAGCUGGUUUUGAGCCCGAGACAGGACUAGACCUCAGGGUCUCUUGGUUUUAGCCUGAUGCAGACAUGAUUCCAUAAAAUUCCUUGACUAAAUAGAAGAUAAGUAUAGAAAUAUUACUAAUUAAACCUCUGGGCUAGCCAAUAGCCUGAAUUUCAUCUUUAAUAUCUCAUUUUGAGGAAUGAUUCGUACGGGUGGAAAGCAAGAGGUAAGAUCUGUUUUUCUGUGCUUGCACUACCAUAUUUUUGAUUAUCUCUACUUUUUAGGCAGAUUCAUUGGGAAGAAAGACUCAGCAUGCGUAUGGUUCCAGCUUUAAAUUUUAUUUUGGAUAUUAUUAAGGUUGCUUAACUCUGUACAUAAAAAGAUUGACUGAAGAGUGGUAAACCUGUGGCCCUUCACUAGGUGCAGCCAAUGGUAGCAAAUGAUGACCUAGAGGGCCACAGAAUCUCCAGCACUGAUCCCCUUGCUGAAUUUACCCUAGAGAGACAUUUUACUGACAAAAUGGUUAGAGAAACUUCAGCAGCUUUUCUUUUUUAUCCAGAAUCUCUAAGGUGUUCCUUAAUGAAUUUUGCUUGUUUAAUGUAUUUAUAAGCAUGAUCAUUUCUCAUUUAUGACAAAUUCAAGUUUUCAGAGUACUUUAGGCAUCUUUUCUUGCUGCAGUCUUCACAACAGUGCUCUAUUAUUGAUCUGAUACUGUAAAUUGAGGAGAAAGGAAAAGUUCUAAACCUCAGAGUGGCUUGCUAAAAUCAUAGUCUAAAACAUGACGGUGGUAGGAUUUCUCUAACUGGGCGAUUUCCUUCUAUUUUAACUUCCUAAUAUGUAAUCUUUAAGAUUAGGGCUUCAGUCUCAUUAAAAUCAGCAAUUUAUUCACA